AUGGUAGAAAGCGACUCGAAAGAACCCGUCCAGGAUGUGGUCAAGGCACCAAGCGAGACGAGCGAGGAGGACCGGAGACGCGAGUUUCUUGCGUCGUUCACGCCCGAAGACGAUAAGCGGAUUAUGCGCAAAGUGAAUCUGCGGUUCUUGUGGUUGAUUGGGCUGAUUUAUGUCAUUAAGACGAUCGACUACACAAACGCUGCAGCAGUCAAAGUGCUCCAAGUCGGCGAAGCGCGCAACGUCCUCACCGAGCUGAAAAUGUCGACCGACGAAUACAACUGGGUCCAGAGUAUCUACUUCAUCAGCUACAUCGUCUUCGAAGUCCCCAGCAACUUGCUGCAGAAGCGGCUCACCCCGCGAUUGUGGCAGUCGCGGAUUAUGCUAACCUGGGGCAUUGUGCUUGCGUGCCAUGCGGCGGUGCAGAAUAAACAGGGGCUGUAUGCGCUGCGUUUUAUACUGGGGAUGUGUGAGGCCGGGAUGUUCCCGGGCAUUGCGGCGCAGUUGUGCGGGUGGUAUAGGAGCGAUGAGAUGGGGUUGCCGAUUAUGUGGAUGUUUGGGUUCCAGAAUACGUCUGGGAUUGUAGGGUCGUUGAUCACUUAUGGGAUUUCGUAUAUGAAUGGGCUCAGGGGGUUGAGUGCGUGGAGAUGGGUAUAUCUCCUCGAAGGGCUGUUCACGGUUCUCUUCUCAGGCGUCGUCUUCUUCGUUCUCCCCGACUGGCCCAAGUCUCCGCGGUCAAGGAAAUGGCUGUCUGAGCGAGAGCAGGAGUACCUGGAGGCACGGCUCUCGGAGAACGCGCCGAGGGAGAAGGACGCCAACUUCGACAUGGGCGAGGUGGUUGACGCGCUCAAGGACCAAAAGACAUACUCGUUCAUGAUCUCCCAAAUUCUUAUCAAUUUCGCAGGAUACGCCCUGAGCUGGCAGCUGCCGACCAUCACAACGAGUCUGGGCUUCGCCGGUCUACCGCGGAAUCAGUUACUGAAUAUUCCGCCCGCAGCAGCGUCAGUUCUCUCGAUUAUCUUUUCAGGAUGGUUCCUCAAGCGCGCGUAUAUGACGCGGCCGGCAUAUAUCAUGGCCGGCAUUAUGGGCCCGAUGUUGCUUUUCUUUAUCCUGCUUGCCGUUCUCGACAAUAAAGUCGGCAUUUAUGUUGCCUGCGUGCUGGGGACCAUGUUCUAUUCCGUCUACUUCAUCCCGUUCUGGGCUUGGCGAAGCUCCUCGCUAAAAGGCACAACCGGGUCUGCAUUCACGCUGGCCUUCCAGUCCUGCGUUGGCCAGGUCGGCGGCGUCAUCGGGCCGCAACUCUUCCAGUCGCGGUUCGCGUAUAACGGCUACAAGACGCCGUUUGCGAUCUGCGCGGCCGUGGUUGGGGUUUCGUGGGUGACGAAUGGCUGGACGUGGCUGUUGACUCGGAAUGUCGAGUAUGACGUACUGCGAGUGCGCAGGCUGCGUAUCAAGGAGGAGAAACAGGGCAGGGUGUAUGCAGGGGAGGAUGUCAGGGUUUACGAGGAACGGGAGUUUUAUGAGGGGGUGGGGCGCAGGAGGGAGGUAUAG
Aspergillus puulaauensis is the source of this 1548-nucleotide messenger RNA. RefSeq lists its product as uncharacterized. The coding region runs from base 1 to 1548 and encodes 515 amino acids. Lineage: Eukaryota; Fungi; Ascomycota; Eurotiomycetes; Eurotiales; Aspergillaceae. Gene Ontology annotation, molecular function: transmembrane transporter activity. The transcript has 4 exons. Gene Ontology annotation, cellular component: membrane. Gene Ontology annotation, biological process: transmembrane transport. The record is from RefSeq and is a predicted model, not a curated record.